Messenger RNA from Sinocyclocheilus grahami, 1493 nucleotides. RefSeq names its product nth-like DNA glycosylase 1 (gene nthl1). The record is from RefSeq and is a predicted model, not a curated record. Gene Ontology annotation, molecular function: oxidized pyrimidine nucleobase lesion DNA N-glycosylase activity; DNA binding; DNA-(apurinic or apyrimidinic site) endonuclease activity. NCBI's taxonomy places the organism in Eukaryota, Metazoa, Chordata, Actinopteri, Cypriniformes, Cyprinidae. The transcript has 7 exons. The coding region runs from base 1 to 1383 and encodes 460 amino acids. Gene Ontology annotation, cellular component: nucleus. Gene Ontology annotation, biological process: nucleotide-excision repair; base-excision repair, AP site formation; base-excision repair.
AUGAGAAAUAAGAGAUACUUCAAACUUCCUGGAGCUGGAGAUCCAAAAAAACCACAUAAGAGGACUGUGGCAAGUUGCAAUAACCCAACCACAAAAGUGAAAGAAGAAGCAGUGGAUGAGCAAGCCUCUUUGACGUCACCUAGAAAACCAAGGCGGGGCCGUGUGAAGGUGGAGUAUGAGGAGGAGGAGGAAGAAGGGGCGGAGCUAAAGAGGGAGCGCUGGGAGCCGUUUGAUUGGAGAACACAACUGUCAUUCAUCAGGGAGAUGAGGAGCAAACGGGAUGCCCCCGUGGACCAAAUGGGAGCAGGGAAAUGCUACGACACCGAGGCCCCGCCUGAGGUGCGUCGUUACCAGGUGCUGAUCUCCUUAAUGCUGUCCAGUCAAACGAAAGAUCACGUGACGGCUGGCGCUAUGCAGAGAUUACGUGAGCAUGAGCUCAGUGUGGACGCCUUACUCGAGUUGGACGAUGAGACUCUGGGUAAACUCAUCUACCCCGUGGGCUUCUGGAGGACAAAGGUGAAGUACAUCAAACAGGCCACGGCUCUGAUCCAGCAGGAGUUCGGCGGAGACAUUCCUGACACAGUGGAGGGUCUGAUGCGUCUGCCGGGCGUCGGCCCCAAGAUGGCCCACCUGGCCAUGGACAUCGCCUGGAACCAGGUGUCAGGAAUCGGUAGGGCGGAAAUUUAUAUUUUGGCUUUACACCGUAGAUUACGUGAGCGUGAGCUCAGUGUGGACGCCGUACUCGAGUUGGACGAUGAGACUCUGGGUAAACUCAUCUACCCCGUGGGCUUCUGGAGGACAAAGGUGAAGUACAUCAAACAGGCCACGGCUCUGAUCCAGCAGGAGUGCGGCGGAGACAUUCCUGACACAGUGGAGGGUCUGAUGCGUCUGCCGGGCGUCGGCCCCAAGAUGGCCCACCUGGCCAUGGACAUCGCCUGGAACCAGGUGUCAGGAAUCGCUUCUCACAGAGAUCUGUGGAGUGAGAUCAACUGGUUGCUGGUUGGUUUCGGGCAGCAGGUGUGUUUGCCUGUUGCUCCGCUGUGCUCCGUGUGUCUCAAUCAGCACACCUGUCCCUCCGCCCACCGAUCGUCUCCAAAGAAGCUCAAAUCCAGCCCUGCAAAACCUGCCAUUAACGGUCCCGAUGACGAACUAGCAUCUCCAACAGCACAGGUCAAAGAAGAGCCAGCGGAUGCAUCCCUGUCUCAGAGGAGCAAGAACACAGCCAAACAGGAAGUGCCAGGACACCAGGUACAAGAACAGCUGACAUCAGAAGAAGACGCUCCAUCUGUCCUUAAAAAGAGAAGCAGGAGGAAAGGGAGAGCAGGAGCACAACAGCACAGACCUCAGUCUUCACACCACACACAAAGGACAGCAGAGACUUAGAAUCAGUUUCAACAAAGUACUGUGUAAAUGCAAAACAAAUGUCACUUUGAUUCGUUUUGUAGGUUUUCUAUCAAAUAAAUUGGAACUGAAAUGGAAAACAUAAAAGUGUU